Molecule: messenger RNA, 3348 nt
Organism: Herpailurus yagouaroundi (jaguarundi)
Lineage: Eukaryota; Metazoa; Chordata; Mammalia; Carnivora; Felidae
Gene: EGLN1
Product: egl-9 family hypoxia inducible factor 1
Exons: 5
Biological process (GO): cellular response to hypoxia; peptidyl-proline hydroxylation to 4-hydroxy-L-proline
Cellular component (GO): nucleus; cytoplasm
Molecular function (GO): ferrous iron binding; L-ascorbic acid binding; peptidyl-proline 4-dioxygenase activity
Source: RefSeq, a predicted model, not a curated record
ACCGACCCCGCGGCGGCCGCUCCCCCGCUUCGCGCGGCUGCAGGCGGCCAGGGCCAGGCGGCGGCGGCGGCGGCCGAGGUGGAGCCCGCGAAGGAGGAGGCGCUGGCCCGCGCGUCGCAGUACCAGGAGAAGGCGAACCUGUACCCGCCGAGCAACACGCCGGGCGAGGGGCUGAGCCACGGCGGCGGCCUGCGGCCCAACGGGCAGACGAAGCCCCUGCCGGCGCUGAAGCUGGCGCUGGAGUACAUCGUGCCGUGCAUGAACAAGCACGGCAUCUGUGUGGUGGACGACUUCCUGGGCAAGGAGACCGGGCAGCAGAUCGGCGACGAGGUGCGCGCCCUGCACGACACCGGCAAGUUCACGGACGGGCAGCUGGUCAGCCAGAAGAGUGACUCGUCCAAGGACAUCCGAGGCGAUAAGAUCACCUGGAUCGAGGGCAAGGAGCCCGGCUGCGAAACCAUCGGGCGGCUCAUGAGCAGCAUGGACGACCUGAUCCGCCACUGUAACGGGAAGCUGGGCAACUACAAAAUCAAUGGCCGGACGAAAGCUAUGGUUGCUUGUUAUCCAGGCAACGGAACGGGUUAUGUACGUCACGUUGAUAAUCCAAAUGGAGAUGGAAGAUGUGUGACGUGUAUAUAUUAUCUUAAUAAAGACUGGGAUGCCAAGGUAAGUGGAGGUAUACUUCGAAUUUUUCCAGAAGGCAAAGCCCAGUUUGCUGACAUUGAACCCAAAUUUGAUAGACUGCUGUUUUUCUGGUCUGACCGUCGCAACCCUCAUGAAGUACAACCAGCAUAUGCUACAAGGUACGCAAUAACUGUUUGGUAUUUUGAUGCAGAUGAGAGAGCGCGAGCUAAAGUAAAAUAUCUAACAGGCGAAAAAGGUGUGAGGGUUGAACUCAAUAAGCCUUCUGAUUCAAUCAGUAAAGACGUCUUAUAGAGCCUUUGAUCCAGCAAUACCCCCCUUCACCUACAGUAAUUGUUGACACGAUUUGUUAACUUGUGAAUACAAAUAAGUGGGAUAAAGACAAAUAGACAACCAGUUGGCAUUUUAAUAAGGAAACAGAAACAACUUCUUUGUGUUGCAUCAGAAGGAAGAUCUGGACUGCGUGACUUUGUACUGCAUGAUCGACUCCAAACCUGUGAUUGCUAAUGGGAAGAGUAUAAGCCACCAGCUGACAAUGGUAUUGACAUCUGGACAUGAAAUAAGUGCCCUCGGUAGAAUUUUUUCAUUCUUAAUAUUUUGCCAGAUCUGUCAUCUAGAUGAGUUCAUUUCAUCGCUCCCUUUUUUAUAUAGUCAAGUUUGAAUUUGAAGUAAUUUUUGUAUGAUCAGGUACAAUAUAUCAAAACUGAAUUGAGAAAAAAUUACAGUAUUAUUCCCCAAAAUAGCAUUGAUCUAUUUUUGUAAACUUCUUCGUACUAUUAAAUUUUGCCCUAAAAGACCUCUCAUAAUGAUUGUUGCCAGUGACUGAUGAUUCCUUUCAUUUUCUUUUUACCUAACGUAAGAAAAGGAGCACUUUACUCACCAACUAAAAAAUCAGAUUGUUUUGUAGUCCCGUCUUGUACACUAAUUUGAACUCUUAAAAAUUGCUGCUGUCGUUUUUUUGACAUUGUUAAUGGAACAUAACAGUACAAACCAUCACCAUUUACUACUACAAAUAACUUUCAGUUCACAUUUUAUAAGAAAAAAUACCCGGAAGGCUUUAUUUUUUAAGUUAGAAUUUUUACAAGACUAAAGUGACUGGCACUAAAUGAACUUGAUCUGCCCUCCGCAUCAAGUUCCCGAGAUAAAGGGCUUUCUCACGCUUUCAGGUAUAUUCUGUAGAUGUAGAAGGUAACGUCCCCUUCCUAAGAGCUCUCCUUCCCAGCCAGUCAGUCGUACUUCCAAUUUUGCUGUUAUGUUUUCCUCCUCCUGCGACCCACGUGAUGUGCAGAUCAGAACCUUGCUUCUGUUGGAUGGCGUCGGGGCGGGGGCGGGCGGACAGAGCGCCAGGGCUGAGCCGAGGUAGCGCAGACCACUGCUGAGGCAGGUAUUCCCUAGGCGUGAUACUCGCCUCCUUGUCAGUACUGGAAGGUGUGUGUUUAGCUUAAAAAAACAAAAGAAGUGGAAAACCAGAUGAUUUUUUCUGUUUUAUGAUUUUUCUUUUACUUUUCAGAAGAAGAGGGAAUAUUACAGUAUCACACAAGGCCUCCCAGAUUUCUGUUUUUUGAUAUAUGAACUGGGAUGGAUACAUAAGACUUCAUUUUCCUGGGCGAGUCUUUAGCAGAGCCCAGAGGGUGGUAUCCGUAUUUAACGUGAAUUAGGGUCUAGACCUUGCCCACUUCAGUUUUCUAUCUCUGUCCUUAAUCUUUGCCAAAAUGUGUGUACAGAAAUAUUUCUGUAUAUUUCAACUUAUGACAGUUUUAGUAUCUGUAUAGUUUGUAUUCAAUUAGAGACCUUUUCUAUGGAAAGCUCAGUAAUUUUUAUUAAAAGAUUGCUAUUCAUGUAAAACAUGAAAAAAAAAUCUAGUGAGACCAACAGUGUGGACUUAGGGUGGGGUUAAAUAUUCAGUAUCGUGAUCUCACUUAGAACUUCAGGAGAAAAUUAGAGCUUAUGGUUGUUUUUCCUUGCCCGUGUUCAGUUUUGUUCCACUUCCUCUCUCUGUUCCAGAUAAUGCAAUGUAACAUCUUUCUAGUAAGUGCCUCUGCCAGCCGGACCUGGGAGAGCAAGCUGUCUUUGCCAUCUGGUCUGCGUGCGGCACGCUGCACUUGGCCUUGACUCAGAAACGCUGUCAUGUUUAGGUCUAGUGGAGACUGUUCUGUUGAUGGGGGGAGGGGGGGGUUGUGUGAUUGUCAGGGUGGGAGCCCCUGUGUCAUUCACAUGUGUGUCUCUGCAGUUGUGCAAAGUGUCAGAUUCUACUCUAUGUGGGUUGUGCUUUCCAGGCAGGUCUUAACAUUUGUACUUUUCGGAAAAUUUUAUCUAAUUCCUUGGAGAUCAUUGUGAAAGGAUCAAGGAAUCCAGGAGAGCCAUUUCUUUAAUAUCCAUUUAAAACCUGUUCGUUUCAUGUUAGCGGGACCGUUAACUUGUCACCAAACAGGACUCUGUUUAAAACAAAAUUUAAAACUACUUGUGGCCUAUAUAUGUUUAAUCCUAGUUAAAGACAAAGCUUCUAAUGCUGUUUUUCAUUGAAUACAUUAACCGGCUGUAAAACACAGACCUUUAUCAACAGCAGGCAAAGAAUUUCAGGAUUCAUAUACAGAUAGACGGGAAAGUCAUGUAAUUUGAAAAGCAGUGUUCCGUUACGAAAGAGCUCUCAAGUUGCUUGUAAAGCUAAUCUAAUUAAAAAGAUGUAUAAAUGUUCUUGAAAAAUUA